CAGUGUAAUCUGUUGUUUGGGCCUUUCAGAAAGUGCAAGCAGCGCAGUCCCGUUUCAUUCACUGUGCAGCUGUACUUUGCUUAGUGUAUAUCUGGGCCACAUCAGCGCUGAAAAUGCACCGCGUUUUAAUAAGUGUCCUUUGCAGUGCAUUUCUUUUUACUGUAAUAUUGUGCGAUAAUGAGACAGACCAGGAUGAGCAUAUCAAACACACUUACACAGUGGAGAUGUUCAACAACGCUAUUCCGACUGCUCCACACUUCGUGAUGUUCUUUGCACCUUGGUGUGGUCAUUGUCAGAGGCUUCAGGGGACCUGGAAUGAGCUGGCAGAUAAAUACAACAGCAUGGAAACUCCCCCUGUUUAUGUGGUUAAAGUAGACUGCACACAGGACACAAAGUUUUGCUCCAGCAACCAUGGGAUUCGGGGAUAUCCCACUUUGAAGCUGUUUAAACCUGAACAGGAGGCAGUGAAGUAUCAGGGCCCAAGAGAUCUGCAUUCCCUAGAAACCUGGAUGCUGAAAACUCUUCAGGAGGAGACAGUGGCGCCACAGAGUGAGCCUGAGGCUCCCAAAGUGCCAGAGCCCCUGCAGGGCAUGUAUGAGCUUACUGCCUCCAACUUCAAAGAACAUGUCUCCAAAGGUGCUCACUUUGUGAAGUUCUUUGCACCAUGGUGUGGUCAUUGCAAAGCUAUGGCUCCCACAUGGGAGCAGCUUGCUAUCAGCUUCGAACACUCUGACUUGGUCAAGAUUAGCAAGUUAGACUGUACUCAACAUUAUGAGAUCUGUUCGGAGAACCAGGUGCGAGGCUACCCUACAUUGCUCUUCUUUACAGAUGGUGAAAAGGUAGAUCAGUACAGGGGAAAACGUGAUCUGGAGUCCUUUAAAGAAUUUGUGGAUAAUCAAUUAGCAGCUGCCUCUUUAAAAGUUAAAGCAGCUGCUGAGGAUGCAAAAGGCAAUGAAAUACCACAGAACACGGAUUCUGUUGAAGAUGAGUCCACUGUUAAAAUCCUCACUGAAAGCAACUUUGCCGAGUCUACUGCUAAAGGGAUUUCCUUCAUCAAAUUUUAUGCUCCAUGGUGUGGCCACUGCAAGAACCUGGCUCCUGUUUGGGAGGACCUGUCUAAGAAGGACUUUCCUGGUCUGACUGAUGUCAAGAUUGCUAAAGUGGACUGUACUGUAGAGAGAACCCUCUGCAACAGAUUUUCAGUGAACGGAUACCCAACACUGCUGAUAUUCCGAGGAGGCCAGUUGGUGGAAGAGUAUAAUAGUGGACGGGACUUGGAGAGCUUGCACAGCUUUGUCAUGAAGCAAGCCAGAGAUGAGCUGUAGCUCUACCUCAUUACUCAGAAUAUCCUAUACUUGUACCUGAUCUUGUUCUGUUUUUUCUCCCAUUUUUAUCAUUAAAUAAAAUCUGAAUGUAUUUGAUUUCAGCCAAGUCCAUUUCACUUGGAAACCAAUGAAUGGAAAGGUAUUUCUGAUUGAUGACCACUUUUCCAGUAAUAGAAACCCCCCCCCCCAACCCCCCCUCCUCAUUUUUUUUUAUAAACUGUCUAUUCAACAUCUAGUAAUCAUUAUAGCCUGACUUAUUGGGCCAGGAAUAGAGUUUACUGUUACUGUAAGAAGAAUCUUGUAACUUGGCUCUCAGGGAGAACUUUUUGUUUUAAAUAAGGAGUUGUUCCUUCAUUCUGCCAUUUGUUAUUUUCUUUACAUGUUAAAACUGCACAUUUGUGUUGUCUCACAUUUCAGUUUUAUAAGAUUCCCCUGUGGGAAAACUCGGACUGUGAAGCCAUCUUCAGUCAUAACUGGUCUAUAUUCAGUCACUGGUCUUUAUCUUACUUAUUACACCUUACCAUUUCAUUAUCAUAACCUUUUAGAACUAGUACACAGUGAUUAGUGCAGGUAAAACACAAGGAUUCUGUUAGUCCUAGACUUGUGUUGAGAACCACAGGUGGGGUUUUAGGGAGAUCUCCAAAAUUUAAUUUUUCAGCAGAACAAGCUUUUGCAGCUUGAUGCCAGGAUUAGCAUCAUAAUAUGACACUUGAAAACUGAAGUUACAAGUUUAAAAGAACACUGCAAUUUUGUAUGAUUAUUUUUGCGUACAUUUCAUUGGGUUUCUUCUACAUCUGUUUCUAUACCUGAAAGAUUAAUGAAAGAAAAAAGUGGUGCAGUAUCUUUCACUACCAAAUGAUUUUGUACAAAACCAUUUUAAAAAUUGUUCUACAAAUGUUAUUAAACUUUUUAAAUCCAAAAA
Molecule: messenger RNA, 2247 nt
Organism: Ictalurus furcatus (blue catfish)
Lineage: Eukaryota; Metazoa; Chordata; Actinopteri; Siluriformes; Ictaluridae
Gene: txndc5
Product: thioredoxin domain containing 5
Exons: 10
Coding region: 114-1325 (403 amino acids)
Biological process (GO): protein folding
Cellular component (GO): endoplasmic reticulum
Molecular function (GO): protein disulfide isomerase activity
Source: RefSeq, a predicted model, not a curated record